AUGGCUUACAACUACACAAGGACCAGCUCUGGACGCCCUGAGCCAAUCCAGCACCAGCAGAUACCUGUUCAGUCAGGAAAGAAGUACGAGCUGUCUGUCGAACAGCAACCUAUCCGAGCUCGAAUGUGCGGCUUCGGUGACAAGGAUCGAAGGCCGAUCACUCCCCCACCCUGCAUCCGCUUGGUUGUGGUAGACAACCAGACAGGACGAGAAGUCGACUUCCAAGAUAUCGACAGCACCUACUUCGUCCUCAUGGUGGACCUCUACGACGCGGCGGGAGCUGAUGCCGUCAACCUGGUUAGGCAUAGUAGCGCAGCGCCGACAGUGUCCAUCUCCAGCAGCACCACCACUUCGUAUCCUCCCCCUCCGGAGCGAACGCACCAGAUAGUGACGACAUCUAAUCCUUAUGACUACCGGCCACAAGUAACGCCAUACGGCGGCAAUCCUUCGUCAGGGCCGAUGGGAUACUGCUAUCCACAGCAAUACCAAAUGUACGGCCAACCCCAAGCCGCCAUGAUCCCCGCCACGCCCGUGGGCUCCAAUCACACGCGCAACCUCAUCGGCAUGAACGCCGUCAACGCCUGCCGCCUCAACGAUCUCGAAGGCAAGCCCGGAUUCUGGUUUGUGCUUCAGGACCUCAGCGUGCGCACCGAGGGCACCUUUCGGCUGAAGCUCAGCCUCUUCGACAUUGGCGCCGGCGACGGCACAAACGGCACUGUCAACCUAAACGGACCCAGCAAAGGUAAAGGCCCUUGUCUUGCCGUCAACUACACCGAUCCCUUCACCGUCUACUCGGCCAAGAAGUUUCCCGGUGUGAUUGAAAGCACUAAACUCAGCAAAUGCUUUGCCCAACAGGGCAUCAAGAUUCCCAUCCGCAAAGAUGGUGGGCCCAAGGUGCCCAAUCAGUCCGAGUUCGACAACGAUGCAUAA
Molecule: messenger RNA, 930 nt
Organism: Alternaria atra
Lineage: Eukaryota; Fungi; Ascomycota; Dothideomycetes; Pleosporales; Pleosporaceae
Exons: 1
Coding region: 1-930 (309 amino acids)
Source: RefSeq, a predicted model, not a curated record